CCUUUAACUUCUCCACAACAUUUCUUUUGCUGACUUACACCAAUUCCCCAAGCUUGCACUCCCAAUAAACCACUUACAUCAGCCAUGGCCGACCACGCAGACGACCUACACGCCGAGCAGACCGAGGGCUUCAAGGUUGGCGAGAAGAAGACGAUUGACGAGUACCAGCAGCUGGACCAGAACGACGAGUCUCUCCAGAAGUGGAAGAAGUCCCUUGGUCUUGGACAAGGCAAGGACAUCUCCGACCCCAACGACCCUCGCCGGUGUAUCAUCCUCUCCCUCGCUCUCGAGGUCGAAGGCCGUGAUGAUAUCGUUAUCGACCUGCGCGCACCUGGCGCUGUCGAAGCUCUCAAGGAGAAGCCAUUCGCCAUCAAGGAGGGUGCUCGGUUCCGCAUGAAGGCACAGUUCAAGGUCCAACACGACAUCCUGUCCGGUCUGAAGUACCUCCAAAAGGUCUCACGCAUGGGUGUCAGCGAGAAGCUACAGGAGAUGAUGGGCUCAUACGGUCCCAACACAGAGGAGAAGCCAUACUACGAGAAGAAGUUCGAACCCGAAACCGCUCCCUCCGGUAUGCUCGGCCGUGGCCACUACACCGCCGUCUCCAAGUUCGUCGACGAUGACAAGCAGACUCAUCUGCAGUUCACCUGGUCUUUCGACAUCAAGAAGGAUUGGUAAACGGGGUUGCAUAAGCUUGGCUAAUAGGGGGAGUUAUGUAGCAAUGUGGCGGAAGGUGUCAUUUUCUUUCGAUUGGAAGCGAUGGAUAUCCAGGGCAGCUUAGGCUCCCACGAA
Alternaria alternata is the source of this 789-nucleotide messenger RNA. Its product is annotated as E set domain-containing protein. The transcript is spliced from 4 exons. The record is from RefSeq and is a predicted model, not a curated record. Gene Ontology annotation, molecular function: Rho GDP-dissociation inhibitor activity; protein binding. Gene Ontology annotation, biological process: Rho protein signal transduction. The coding region runs from base 85 to 675 and encodes 196 amino acids. NCBI's taxonomy places the organism in Eukaryota, Fungi, Ascomycota, Dothideomycetes, Pleosporales, Pleosporaceae. Gene Ontology annotation, cellular component: cytosol; cytoplasm; membrane.